GAAGCUCACAACAUCAUAGUCUUACUGAAUUUGACUCAGAUCAUCAACAUGAACAAUUCUUCAUUAUAUCUUCUUAAAUAACAUCAGUCCAAUCAGGAGAUUGCUUUGGUGAGAUGACCGCAAAUGAGGAGGAAGAGGUGCCACUGAUGAAGAGUGAGAGGGCAGGCAGCCAGAAGUCCAGCUGUGACUCCGCCCUACAGGUGCACCUGUACUACAGCCCCACCUUAACAUCAGAGACCACCCUCCCGAUCCUCACUGGGCACAUCACUGCAGAGAGCGUGUGUGUGCUUGCUGCUAAAGCCGGUGGAAUUCUUCCUGUCUUCCACAACCUGUUUGCUCUUGCGUCAGAGGAUCUUUCAUACUGGUAUCCACCAACUCACGUGUUUAAGAGUGAAGAAACCAUCACUGUUCACUACAGAGUGAGGUUUUUCUUCUCAAGCUGGUUCGGCCAAGGAUCCAGAGCGUCAUACCGCUUUUGCCUCAGCAGAGGAAGAAUCUGUGCUGUGCUAGACUACAGCGUCAUUGACUACCUUUUUGCUCAGUCCCGCAGUGAUUUUGUGUCUGGACGUGGCGGGAUUUCUCCUGCUCUGAGUCUGCAGCAGGAAUGUUUGGGUAUGGCUGUCCUGGAUCUAUGGCGCAUGGCCAAAGAGAGAAACCAGAGCCUUGGAGACAUCUGCAGGAGCACAAGCUACAAGUCCUGUCUCCCAGAGACCCACAGACAAGAAAUACAGCGUAUGAGUCGCCUGGCACGGUAUCAGAUUCGCAAGACGCUAAAGCGUUUCCUAAGGAAGCUUGGCGGCUGCUCUGCUGGAGAACGCAGUUUGAAGCUCAAGUACCUGAUGGAAUUGAGCACGGUGGAGCCCUCUUACAGUUCAGAAUGCUUCCAUCUGCAUAACUCUGGAUGGUUAGAGCAGCGCGAGCAACAAAGGGUCAAAGCAGUCCAAGUCUCUGGAGAGGGAGGAAUUCAGAUACAGACCACAGAGAGCCAGGACUGGCAGACGUUCUGUGAUUUCCCCCAGAUCACAGACAUCAGUGUCAAGCGUCUCUGUCAAGAGCAGAUGCCACUGGAAGGAAGAGUGGUCACUAUCACACGCCAGGAUGACUGCUGCCUGGAGGCUGAGUUUCAAACCCUAACAGAGGCUCUUUCCUUUGUAUCUCUGGUUGAUGGAUAUUUUAGACUGACAACAGACUCAACCCACUAUUUCUGCACAGAAGUGGCCCCACCAAGCUUGUUGGAGGACAUCCAGAAUUACUGCCAUGGCCCAAUCACGUCAGAAUUUGCUGUGCACAAGCUGAAGAAAGCCGGAGCCAAAAACGGGAUGUUUUUGUUGCGUCACAGUCCCAAGGAAUUUGACAAGUACUUCCUUACUGUUUGCAUACAGACUUCUCUGGGUAUGGAUUACAAGGACUGUUUGAUUGAGAAAAAUGAGAAGUUUAAUCUUGCUGGGAUCCACAACUCAUUCUGUAGUCUGAGACAGCUCACAGAGUUCUAUCAGCACAGACCGCUUCUCAUGUCAGACAUCCCAGUUACCCUGGGCAAGUGCUGCCCACCCAGACCAAAAGAACUUACCAACAUGAUCAUUCUUCGUAAAAGCAGUAUGGCGGAGAUGCCCAGUUCUCCCAUGAUACAAAGACACAAACCCAGCCACAUGCAGUUCCACAUGAUUAAACAGGAUGACCUCACCUGGAAGGAGAGCUUAGGACAAGGUUCCUUCACGCAUAUAUUUAGAGGCAGUAAGACAGACCAACGGGAGGGGGUGACACACUCCACAGAAGUCCUUCUGAAAGUUCUGGAUGCAAAUCAUAAAAACUGCUGGGAGUCUUUUUUUGAGGCAGCCAGUUUGAUGAGUCAAAUUUCCCACAAGCACCUUCUCCUGGUCUAUGGCAUCAGUGUGCACAAAUCCAAAAACAUCAUGGUGCAGGAGUUUGUUAAGCAUGGAGCACUGGAUCUGUACCUGAAGAGGAGGACAUCAGUCUCCGUCAGCUGGAAACUGGACGUGGCCAAACAACUGGCCUGUGCUCUCAACUUCCUGGAGGAGAAGAAUAUUGCACAUGGGAAUAUUUGUGCAAAGAAUCUGCUAUUGGCGAGAGAGGGUGACCCUUCCUCUGAUAACUCACCCUUUAUUAAACUUAGUGACCAAGGCAUCAGCAUGGCAAUGCUGGGAAGAGAAGUGGUUUUGGACAGAAUUCCAUGGGUUGCCCCGGAGGUGCUUGAAACACUUGAGAUAGAGCUGGAUUGUGACAAGUGGAGCUUUGGAACUACUCUGUGGGAGAUUUUCAAUGGUGGAGAAGCUCCAUUGCAGGGCCUGGACCUCAUACAAAAGCAGCAGUUCUACGAGCGGUUCUCAAACCUGCCUGCACUGGAGUGGACUGAGUUGGCUGACCUCAUUGCUCAGUGCAUGCAGUAUCAGCCAGAGUUCAGACCAUCCUGCAGGAGCAUCAUUCGCCAACUAAACAGCCUCAUCACAUCCGAUUAUGAGAUCCUUCAUGCGACUGGGACACUCCCCAAGAGCGAUGGCUUCUGGCGAAGACCAAACAUGGUCAGGAAUCAACAGCAGGAUGUUUUUGAGGAGAGAUACCUGUGCUUCAUCUCCAUUCUGGGGAAGGGUAAUUUUGGCAGUGUGGAGCUUUGUCGUUAUGAUCCAUGGGGUGAUAACACUGGCGAUCUGGUAGCUGUUAAGGAACUGCAAUCCAACAAACAGGCCAACAUGGCAGACUUUCAGAGAGAGAUCCAGACCAUCAGCUCUCUGCACUGUGACUAUAUUGUCAAAUACAAGGGCAUCUGCUACAGUGCAGGUCGGCUCAGCACAAGACUGGUGAUGGAGUACCUUCCCUACGGCAGUCUGAUUGGAUAUAUGGAGAAAAACAGACAGAAUGUAUGCAGUCGAAGACUGUUGCUCUUUGCCUCACAGAUCUGUAAGGGAAUGGAGUACUUGCAAAGCAUGCGAUAUGUUCACCGGGAUCUGGCUGCCCGGAACAUUCUAGUAGCCAGCGACAUUCUGGUGAAAAUCGCUGACUUUGGACUGACGAAGAUCAUACCAGUGGACAAAGAGUACUACCGUGUCACACAGCCAGGAGAAAGCCCCAUUUUCUGGUAUGCACCUGAAUCUAUAUCAGAACUGAAAUUCUCUCACAAGUCAGAUGUAUGGAGUUUUGGCAUUGUUCUACAUGAGCUGUUCUCAUACUGUGAAAUCAGUCGAAACCCCAAAAGAUUGUGUAUCCAGAAGAUAGGAAGUUAUGUCCAGAGUCCAUCCAUGGCCAUCCAUCUCCUUAAUCUUCUUAAAGAUAACUGGAGGUUACCAAUGCCAUCUCAGUGUCCACCAAAGGUGAACAAUAUAAUGAUGCAGUGUUGGGAGUUCAACAGCGAGGACCGACCCAGCUUCUCCUCUCUACAGGACCUGAUUGAGAAUUGUUUGUCAGAUGAGAGAGAGGGAUCUAAAGGGUGAAAUCAGCUACCCUGAACAGAUCACAUUAGUUUCAACACAUCCUGUAUAUAAUUGAGUAUAUUCAAGACUUAUUAAAGUAUGAUGGAGCUUCCUGGUGUUUCAGUGUUUAGUUAUGAUAUUCAGUUAUGUAUUUUGAAGGGUUUCAACCCAUAUAACCAUUAAAUUCUCUGCUGCGUGUAUAUCAGCAAUCAAUAAAUAUGUUUCAUAAAAUGCAUAGGACUUUCCCUGUCAUAUCAAAAAUAUGGUCAUAAUUGUCGUUGACAUUACUUCUGUUUCUGUAGUUUUAUUUCGCCAUUAAAUGCAGUGAUGAAAUCC
This is a messenger RNA of Xyrauchen texanus (razorback sucker), 3761 nucleotides long. It is a transcript of the gene jak3, whose product is annotated as Janus kinase 3 (a protein tyrosine kinase, leukocyte). Gene Ontology annotation, cellular component: membrane; cytosol; cytoskeleton. Gene Ontology annotation, biological process: cell differentiation; peptidyl-tyrosine phosphorylation; hemopoiesis. The record is from RefSeq and is a predicted model, not a curated record. Lineage: Eukaryota; Metazoa; Chordata; Actinopteri; Cypriniformes; Catostomidae. The transcript has 24 exons. Gene Ontology annotation, molecular function: ATP binding; cytokine receptor binding; non-membrane spanning protein tyrosine kinase activity. Bases 114 to 3446 code for a protein of 1110 amino acids.